CCUUAUUUCUGAACGAGUAUUCGGAUUUACUUGGUUUGUUUUGCUCCGGCUUUUUUGAUUGUGGUUUGGUUUUAGCAUUUCUAUUAAUUUUCCCAAACGAAAUAAAGUUCAAAAAUGAGUCGCCGUAAACGUGCUAAGGUCGAAAACCGCGAAUUGGAUGAAAAAUUAAAGCAAGAUGACUCUGAAUCUGACCAGUCUGAAAGGAGUAAGGUUACAUCAUCUAGUCCCACUUCUUUAGGAGGCCGGCGAGAGUCUUCAUCAUCUAGCCGAAACACUGAUGUCAAGGAUCUUAAGAAGGACGAAAAACAGUCUCCACAGGAGGAAACAAAAAAUGAUGACAUAGAAGAAAUUAACUAUAGAGAGAUGCUUAAUAGUUUGGAGGGUGCCGCAUUUCAGAGUCGGUUGCCAUUUGACAAGAUGUCUUCUUUAGAAGCCGAAUGUUUCUCUGAUCUCCAAGGUGCUUCAGCUCAUACAUUUGUUCAAAUAAGAAACCGUAUACUCAAACUGUGGUUUGAAGAUCCAAAGAAACAGCUUACUCAAGAAAUUGCAAUGCAGAAAAUGGAACCUCCAUACAAUGGUGAUCCAGCCCUUGUAAUGAGAACUCAUGCUUUUUUGGAAAGACAUGGAUUCAUUAACUUUGGUAUUUAUGAGCGUAUCACACCAAUACCAGCUCCACCUAAAGGAAAACAAAGGCCAAAAGUUAUCAUCAUUGGUGCAGGUGUAUCUGGACUGGCAGCGGCUCGUCAGCUGCAGUCGUUUGGAUGUGAAGUUGUGAUCCUGGAAGGCAGGGACAGAGUUGGCGGCAGAGUUGUCACUUAUAGAAAGGGCCCCUAUGUGGCUGACUUAGGUGGCAUGGUGGUAACUGGACUCGGUGGCAACCCUGUUACCACAUUGUCAGUCCAAAUGAACAUGGAGCUUCAUAAAAUAAAACAAAAGUGUCCCCUGUAUGAAGCAACAGGGAAUCAAGUUCCCAAACAUAAAGAUCAAAUGGUGGAGCGUGAAUUCAAUCGUCUCCUCGAUGCAACGUCUUACCUCUCACACAAAGUGGAUUUCAAUUAUUACAACGAUACGCCGGUUUCUCUUGGCCAAGCGCUCGAGUGGGUUAUAAAGUUACAGCAGAAGAAUGUUAAACAUAAGCAGAUUCAACACCUUAAAGCUCUUAUAACCCUCCAAGAAAAACUGAAAACAAAUAUCAACAAAAUGUCCGACAUCCAAGAACUUUUGAGGUCUAUGAAGACCGAGAAAGAAUCUCUUUUGUCUGAAAGGGCUAAAGGCGUCGCAACGGGUGACGCGGGCAUUUUGCAAGAGUUCAACCUACGCAGGUUAAACAGGGAGAUGACUCAGCUGUGUAAUGAAUAUGAUUCUCUGUUGUCGCAGAACGCUACCAUCGAGGAUAAAAUCACUCAGUUGGAAAGUAAUCCUCCGAGCUCCGUGUAUCUGUCGGUGCGUGACAGACAGAUUUUGGACUGGCAUUUCGCCAACUUGGAGUUCGCCAACGCCACGCCACUCGGGAACCUGUCGCUGAAGCACUGGGACCAGGACGACGACUUCGAGUUCACCGGGAACCACUUAACAGUACGCAAUGGCUACUCGUGUGUUCCCGUGGCUUUGUCUGAAGGCCUGGAUAUAAGGUUGGGAACUGCGGUCACUGAUAUCCAGUACAGCGGUCCUGGGGUCGUCGUGAAGGCAGUCAACCCACGAGCUCCGAAUCAGCCACUCACUUUCAAAGGAGACGUGGUCCUGUGCACUCUGCCGCUGGGCGUCCUGAAAGUUGCCGUAGCGAACAACGGACAGAGUCAACAGAACUUCGUCAAGUUCGAUCCGCCAUUGCCUGAUUGGAAGGUGGCAGCAAUCAAGCGUUUGGGUUAUGGCAACCUUAACAAGGUGGUUCUCUGCUUUGAGCGUACCUUCUGGGACCCGAGCGCGAACCUGUUCGGCCAUGUUGGUACCACCACCGCCAGCAGAGGAGAAUUGUUCCUAUUCUGGAACCUGUACAGCGCGCCCGUACUCCUGGCGCUGGUGGCUGGUGAAGCAGCGGCCGUGAUGGAGAACGUGACGGAUGACGUCAUCGUGGGGAGGUGCAUCGCCGUGCUGAAGAGCAUAUUCGGACACGCGGCCGUUCCGCAGCCUAAGGAAUGUGUGGUCACUAGAUGGCGCGCGGACCCGUACGCUCGCGGCUCCUACAGCUUCGUGGCCGUGGGCUCGUCGGGCACCGACUACGACCUGCUGGCUGCGCCCGUCGCUGGUACCCCGGGGGACAAUAGGCUGUUCUUUGCAGGUGAACACACAAUGCGCAACUACCCGGCGACAGUGCACGGCGCUUUCCUCUCCGGUCUGCGGGAGGCGGGCCGACUGGCGGACAUGCUUCUGCCGCAGCCGCCGAUCACUAACGCCAGUGUUGCCGCCGCCACUGCCGCCGCCAACCAAUCAGCUUAACUAAACAGUUAGAUUGAUGCGUUAGUUAAAAUUAAAAACUAAUUUUAAACAAUAAAAGUGAUGAUAUUAGAGUUAAGUACGACUGAAGUUUUAGUUAUACACUUCACUUAUGUUCAAAUAUUUUUUUUAUGUGCUGCCAUAUUCAUCGUACGCAUUUUGUUGGUCAAGAAUUAAAAUUGUAAUUGUCAGUUUAUAUAAAGUUUGUUAUUAUAUAACCUACGCAUAAUUUGCAAAUACCCUGUGACAGUAUACAGCGUGUUCUAUUCUAGCUCACGAGAGGUCGAUUCGCAGAAUUGCUUCUGCCGCAGCCGCAGAUCACUAAAGCCAGUGUUGCCGUUGCCACUAGCGCCGCCGCUCCCAAACGAUAGGGUUGGUGCUUUAGUUAAACUUACAAAUUAAUUUUAAUCAAUAAAAGUUAUGUUAAAGGAGUAAAAAAGUGUUGCAGUGUACUUGUUUUAAACCAAGGUCGUUAAAGAGUAGAUUCUUAUAUUUUUUUAAUCUUUUUAAUGUUUAAUAAACCUCUUUUACCUAUGAGCAUUGUACAACACAAGCAUGCUGCUUUGUCCAUCCGUUUGCACCACCACACACAACUCCACUAUGGCUCGUGACAAAUCUAAGGAAAGAAAAGCAAGAUAAAUAAUUAAGGUAAUUAUAUUUUGAUACUGGCGGAUGUCACUAGUGUAAUAAAAAUAAAUCUGUUUCUUUUUGUUUUAUUCUAAUCAACUGCAGCACGUUUUGUUUCAAAAUAGAUAUCAUACUCUUCUAAGUUGAAUGUCAUGAUGUAUUUGUUUUUAACUUUAUGUAAUAAUUUGUCUGUCAGUUAUGAUUUCUUCUAAUAAUUUGUCGAACAAUAAACACAUUAUUAAUUAAAUCUUUAAGUCAAGUGGUAUAUCUAUAGAUUUCUGGGUCACAGUUAUUUUAUUGUUAUUUGAUGGUGACAGAUUAUUAAUUUGACGAAUAAUUUUUUCUCAAUUAUUUAAUUGUAACUGACUUAUUGAUUUUAAUUAAUGUGUAUACAAGUUUGUGUGAUACAGAAUAAAAUGUUUAAAAUUAAA
Molecule: messenger RNA, 3491 nt
Organism: Amyelois transitella
Lineage: Eukaryota; Metazoa; Arthropoda; Insecta; Lepidoptera; Pyralidae
Gene: Su(var)3-3
Product: lysine-specific histone demethylase 1A
Exons: 16
Coding region: 115-2436 (773 amino acids)
Biological process (GO): regulation of DNA-templated transcription
Cellular component (GO): nucleus
Molecular function (GO): flavin adenine dinucleotide binding; oxidoreductase activity; protein binding
Source: RefSeq, a predicted model, not a curated record